AUAUCAGAUGCAAUACGAGAUGGGGCUGAAGGUUUCUUUAGGACCCAGUAUGGGACUAUCUCCAAGAUGGCAUUGUUGCUAGCGCUGGUUAUCCUUUUUAUAUAUUUGUUUCGGAGUACAACUCCUCAACAAGAAUCUUCAGGCAUAGGAAGGUCAACAACUGCAUAUAUCACUGUUGCUGCUUUUCUUUUGGGGGCUGUUUGUUCCGGUAUUGCAGGGUAUGUUGGGAUGUGGGUGUCAGUUCGUGCAAAUGUUCGAGUCUCCAGUGCUGCAAGACGGUCUGCGAGGGAAGCAUUGCAGAUAGCUGUUCGUGCUGGUGGUUUCUCUGCCUUGAUUGUUGUUGGCAUGGCUGUAAUUGGCAUUGCCAUCCUUUACUCCACAUUUUAUGUUUGGUUGGGUGUGGAUGGUGCACCAGGUUCAGUGAAGGUUACAGAUUUGCCUCUUCUCCUUGUGGGUUAUGGUUUUGGAGCUUCUUUUGUUGCCCUGUUUGCUCAGUUGGGAGGUGGAAUUUACACAAAAGCAGCCGAUGUUGGGGCAGACCUUGUUGGUAAAGUAGAGCAAGGAAUACCUGAAGAUGAUCCAAGGAAUCCUGCUGUAAUUGCAGAUCUGGUUGGAGACAAUGUGGGUGAUUGUGCUGCUCGAGGUGCUGAUCUUUUUGAAAGUAUUGCAGCUGAAAUAAUUAGCGCUAUGAUACUUGGGGCAACAAUGGCCCAGCAGUGUAAAAUUGAAGAUCCUUCAGGCUUCAUCUUGUUUCCUCUUGUUGUUCACUCUUUUGACCUGGUAAUUUCUUCAGUUGGAAUACUUUCAAUCAGGGGUACACGGGACUCUGGCUCGAAGUCUCCUAUUGAAGAUCCAAUGUCAAUUCUACAGAAAGGAUAUUCUAUUACAAUAGUGUUAGCUGUUCUGACCUUUGGUUUGUCCACCCGUUGGUUGCUUUAUACUGAACGAGCUCCUUCUGCCUGGUUCAACUUUGCCUUGUGUGGUUUGGUUGGCAUCAUUACGGCAUACCUUUUUGUUUGGAUCACCAAGUACUAUACUGACUACAAGCAUGAGCCUGUACGCACAUUAGCACUUUCAAGCACCACAGGCCACGGGACUAAUAUAAUUGCUGGAGUCAGUUUGGGCCUGGAAUCAACUGCGCUUCCUGUUCUUGUCAUUAGUGUAUCAAUUGUUUCAGCUUUCUGGCUAGGUCGUACAUCUGGGCUAGUGGAUGAAGCUGGAAAUGCAACUGGUGGGCUGUUUGGCACAGCUGUAGCUACAAUGGGAAUGCUCAGCACUGCUGCCUACGUUCUUACCAUGGAUAUGUUUGGUCCAAUAGCGGAUAAUGCUGGUGGAAUAGUAGAAAUGAGUCAGCAGCCAGAAAGUGUCCGAGAGAUCACUGAUCUUCUCGAUGCAGUAGGGAACACCACUAAAGCUACCACCAAAGGAUUUGCCAUUGGUUCUGCAGCACUUGCAUCGUUCCUUCUGUUUAGUGCUUAUAUGGAUGAGGUAGCUGCAUUUUCUCAGGAACCUUUUAAACAGGUUGACAUUGCCAUUCCAGAAGUUUUUGUCGGUGGAUUGUUAGGCUCCAUGCUUAUUUUUCUAUUUAGCGCCUGGGCCUGUGCUGCAGUUGGCCGAACUGCUCAAGAAGUUGUUAAGGAAGUAAGGAGGCAGUUUAUUGAGAGGCCUGGCAUAAUGGACUACACGGAGAAACCAGAUUAUGGCCGUUGUGUUGCCAUUGUAGCAUCUGCAUCUCUGAGGGAGAUGAUAAAACCUGGUGCUUUGGCUAUUGUUUCACCUAUAGCUGUUGGUUUCCUGUUCCGGAUUUUGGGUUACUAUACAGGGCAUCCUCUACUAGGGGCUAAAGUUGUGGCCGCCAUGCUGAUGUUUGCAACAGUGUCUGGAAUUCUUAUGGCUCUUUUCCUGAACACAGCAGGUGGUGCCUGGGAUAACGCAAAGAAGUACAUAGAGACGGGGGCUCUCGGAGGCAAAGGGAGCGAUUGUCAUAAAGCAGCAAUUACAGGAGAUACUGUGGGAGAUCCAUUCAAAGACACCGCCGGACCUUCCCUUCAUGUCCUCAUAAAGAUGCUUGCGACAAUUACGCUUGUAAUGGCUCCAAUCUUUCUGUGACAUUUGUUUAUAUACCUAUUAACUAUUAACUAUUGCAGGCUCACCCCCUUUUUAUGGUCUCAACGGCAUACAGCACCCAUUUCCCUUGAAUACAUAAUAGAUAUUAUGCAAAUAUACGGAUAGGUACUCAUUCAUGUAUAUCAAGGGUGCGUGAGUAAUAGUGAUAACUUCCUCUCUUUUUCUUA
This is a messenger RNA of Corylus avellana, 2294 nucleotides long. The record is from RefSeq and is a predicted model, not a curated record. NCBI's taxonomy places the organism in Eukaryota, Viridiplantae, Streptophyta, Magnoliopsida, Fagales, Betulaceae.